Molecule: messenger RNA, 1366 nt
Organism: Alligator sinensis (Chinese alligator)
Lineage: Eukaryota; Metazoa; Chordata; Crocodylia; Alligatoridae
Gene: CFL2
Product: cofilin 2
Exons: 3
Coding region: 63-512 (149 amino acids)
Biological process (GO): actin filament fragmentation; cell motility; actin filament severing
Cellular component (GO): cytoplasm; actin cortical patch; actin cytoskeleton
Molecular function (GO): actin filament binding
Source: RefSeq, a predicted model, not a curated record
GUCUCACUUUGCAGGCUUCUGGAGUGACAGUGAAUGAUGAAGUCAUAAAGGUUUUUAAUGACAUGAAAGUAAGGAAAUCAUCAACCCCAGAAGAGAUCAAAAAAAGAAAGAAAGCCGUUCUCUUCUGCUUAAGUGAUGACAAGAAACAAAUCAUUGUGGAAGAAUCAAAGCAGAUAUUGGUCGGCGAUAUUGGAGAUACUGUGGAGGACCCCUAUACAUCCUUUGUCAAGUUACUACCUUUGAAUGAUUGCCGAUAUGCUUUGUAUGAUGCCACAUACGAGACAAAGGAGUCUAAGAAAGAAGAUCUGGUAUUUAUAUUCUGGGCUCCUGAAAGUGCACCUUUAAAAAGCAAGAUGAUCUACGCAAGCUCUAAAGAUGCCAUUAAAAAGAAAUUUACAGGCAUUAAACACGAGUGGCAAGUAAAUGGUUUGGAUGAUAUUAAGGACCGUUCAACGCUUGGAGAGAAACUGGGAGGCAGUGUGGUAGUUUCACUUGAAGGAAAACCCUUAUAAAAAGACAGACAAGUGCCAUCUGGAUCCUAAGGAGCUUCCAUUUCUGCAGCUCAUUCAAUUGGAAUAGCAUUAGUCUCCCUUACCCCAGUCCCCUCCCUCUGCCAACUUCCCCUCCCUACACAUCUGAAGAAGAUGUUAUUAAGUUAAGCAGUCUACCAGUGAUUGCCAUUAGACUGUUUAAUCCUGGUAGUUUUAUGUAGAACCCAAGGAAUGCUUUCACGUCAUACUCUUAGCCAAAACUGACGUUGCAUGCAUUCCUUGCAACAUGUACAAUGAAUGUGAUAGUUAAUGUGAAUAGUCUAGCAGACAGCAAAGGGUAAGCUAAUUGAAUGCCUUGAAAGUAUUGUCCACUGGCCGGAUGGUAGACUCUAUUCAGUAUUACUUACAGUUGCACUUGAUUGCAGUUCCAUGAGGCUCUUGUGCAUUCAUACACCUCACCUGCCUUGACAAGCCUAUUUUUGUGACAUGGCAGCACACAACACUAUGCAUUUAAAGCACUUUUUUGUAAUAUGUUUUACCCUCCCCCCCUCAAAGGAAUGCCAAUUAAGUUGCUGUAACUGUGUCGUCAAACUAUUGUAGUACCUCAGUUUUCAUUCCUGUUACAUGCAUAUCUUUAUAAAUGAAGUAGCUGUUACAAUGCCUUUUUGUUUUCCAUUGAAUGUACACUACUGAACAGGAGUAGAGGUUAUCUGUUUACCAUGUGAGUCUUGGAACACUAAAGUUGUUUUGUAAAACAUCAUUCAUGAUGGCAAUUUCUGUAUUAAAAAGAGCCUUAAAUGGAACACUGUUUUUGAGAUCAAAAAAAACACACAACCCAGCUGGCCACGUUGCAAUAAAACUUGUGGCUUAUUACA